Gadus macrocephalus (Pacific cod) is the source of this 3563-nucleotide messenger RNA. RefSeq names its product endothelin converting enzyme 1 (gene ece1). Bases 382 to 2640 code for a protein of 752 amino acids. The transcript is spliced from 20 exons. Gene Ontology annotation, biological process: peptide hormone processing. The record is from RefSeq and is a predicted model, not a curated record. Gene Ontology annotation, molecular function: metalloendopeptidase activity. Lineage: Eukaryota; Metazoa; Chordata; Actinopteri; Gadiformes; Gadidae. Gene Ontology annotation, cellular component: plasma membrane.
AUAUCCUCACAUGACAACAGUCACUUGGUUUCUGCUAUAGCUUCCUACUACAGAGCCAAAACGUAGAGGAGUCGACCGCUGCUGCUGACAGAAACCCUGCUAUGCUUCACCGGAUCAGAGUCGUUCAUAUGAUCUCCAGCCCAUGGCAUUAUCGGGGGCAGGGAUGAGAUGGUUUUAACCCGUUGUUUCCAGCGUUCGCGGUGCCGGUGACAUUACUCUCAUUAGAUCAGACAGGUCGUUUUAAAGCCGCCGUCCGACGCGGAUAGGGUAACGAACCUUCACAGUCAUCGUUAGGACACACAGGCUCACUGCCCUCUGGGGGUUGAACACAAGGGAAAAACAGCGUUUUGGAUCUAAAUCGUUGUAUUUUCGUUAUCCUUGAUGUCGGCCUACAAGAGGGCGACGCUGGACGAAGAGGAGCUGGUGGACGCCAGCGGGGACGACGUGUACCCCUCAUCACCCAUGCAGGUGGGUCUGCGGACGUUGCCCGGGGGGGCGUGCUGGGCGGGGCGGCCUGCGAGGGAGCAGAAGCUGGUGCUGCUGGUGUGUGUCUUGUCGCUGGCGCUCUUCGUCUCCCUCAUCACCACCAGCGUCUACUACAAGCAGGCCCAUCCAGGGCUCUGCCUCACGGAGCCGUGCGUCAGGGUGGCGGGGGCCGUGCUGGCCUCCUUGGACCGCUCCGUGGACCCCUGCCACGACUUCUACAGCUUUGCCUGCGGGGGCUGGAUCCGGAACAACCCCCUCCCCGAGGGCAAGUCGCGCCGGAGCCCCUUCAGCGAGCUCUGGGAGAACAACCUGCUGCUGAUGAAGCAGCUGCUAGAGAACACCACGGUGAAGGAGCUGGGCCAGGCCGAGGAGAAGGCCCAGCGCUACUACCACGCCUGCAUGAACGAGACCAAGAUCGAGAGCCUGGGGGCCCAGCCGCUGCAGGAACUCAUCAACCAGGCGGGGGGGUGGGCCCUGACCGGCCAAUGGGACAAGGACAACUUCCAGGAGGUCCUACGUUGGGUGUCGGCCAACUACCGCACCUCACCCUUCUUCACGGUCUUUGUCAGCACCGACGCCAAGAACUCCAACAGUAACGUGAUCCAGAUCGAUCAGUCCAGUCUGGGGCUCCCUUCCAGAGAUUACUACCUGAAGAAGUCUGAAAACCAAAAGUAUCUGACGGCGUACCUGGACUUCCUGGUGGAGCUGGGGGUGCUGCUGGGGGGCACGCAGGAGGGCUCCCUCCACAUGAUGCUGGAGGUCCUGGAGCUGGAGACCGCCCUGGCCAACAUCACGGUGCCGCAGGACGAGCGCCGCGACGAGGAGCUCAUCUACCACAAGAUGGAGGCCAGCGAUCUCACGGCCCUGGCCCCGGCCAUCGACUGGAUGCCCUACCUGAAGGACGUCUUCGCCCCGGUGGAGCUCAAUGCUUCGGAGCCUGUGGUGGUCUACGCCAAAGAGUUCCUGCAGGAAGUGUCCAUCCUCAUCGAUAAGACCAACAAAAGCCUGCUGAAUAACUACAUGAUCAUGAAGGUUGUCAGGAAGAUGGUGUCCGUUCUGGACCGGCGCUUCCAGGACGCGGAGCAGCGCUUCCUGGAGGUGAUGUACGGAACCAAAAAGAGUUGCACGGAGCGUUGGAAGGUGUGCAUGAGCGACACAGACUCGGCUCUGGGCUUCGCUCUCGGCGCCAUGUUUGUUAAAUCCGCCUUCGCUGAGGACAACAAAGCUAUUGCCGAGCACAUGGUGUUGGAGAUUAAAGCUGCGUUUGAGGAGGGCCUGCAGUAUGUGAGCUGGAUGGACGCGGAGACAAAGAGAGCUGCCAAAGAAAAGGCCGACGCCAUAUACAACAUGGUGGGCUACCCACAGUUCAUCAUGAACGCCACAAACCUCGACAAAGUGUUCAAUGAUUUCGAGGUGGUGUCCGACCUCUACUUCCAGAACGUGAUGCAGUACUACAACUUCUCCGCCCGUGUGACAGCGGACCAGCUAAGGAAAGAACCCAACAGGAACCAGUGGAGCAUGACCCCUCAGACGGUCAACGCCUACUACAACCCCACGAAGAACGAGAUGGUGCUGCCCGCCGGGAUCCUCCAGGCGCCGUUCUACAGCCGGGCCUGGCCCAAAGCUCUUAAUUUCGGGGGCAUCGGUGUGGUGAUGGGACACGAGCUCACCCACGCCUUCGACGACCAAGGCCGAGAAUAUGACAAGGAAGGGAAUCUCCGGCUGUGGUGGAAGAACUCCUCUGUGGAGGCCUUUAAGAAGCAGACCCAGUGCAUGGUGGAGCAGUACAGUAACUACAGCAUCAACCAGGAGCCUCUGAACGGGAAGCACACGCUGGGGGAGAACAUCGCCGACAACGGCGGGCUGAAGGCCGCCUACAAGGCCUAUCUGAACUGGAUCAGUAAGAACGGCGAGGAGGCCACUCUGCCCGCUCUGGGGAUGACCAACCACCAGCUGUUCUUUGUGGGAUUCGCCCAGGUGUGGUGUAUGGUGCGGACCCCAGAGAGCUCCCAUGAGGGUGUGAUCACAGACCCUCACAGCCCCUCCCGCUUCAGGGUGAUCGGGACCGUGUCCAACCUGCCCGAGUUCUCCAAGCACUUCGGCUGCAAGGCGGACGCUCCCAUGAACCCACGGCACAAGUGCGACCUCUGGUGAUGACGAGGUCACUGGAAGCUGAUUGGCGGACCGAGGGAUCGGGGAGGGAGGGAGGGAGGGAGGGAGGAAAGGUUCCACGGUUGCCAGGACAAAGUCUACAGAAAGCACCAAACCACUGCCACUGCCUGACUACUUAAUACUCCUCAGGUUCCGUUCCAGCACACACACACACACACACACACACACACACACACACACACACACACACACACACACACACACACACACACACACACACACACACACACACACACACACACACACACACACACACACACACACACAGGCUUAAGAAGCAGAGUGCCGAUGCCCAAACUCGCCUUACGUGUAGUAGUGUUUUAGCAAGGGCCCUUUUCCUGAACGUUCAAAUGUGUUUUAAAAUUGCUUACUGGGCCAGAUGUGCGCUAUUUUUUUAAACGGGAAAGCAAGCCAACGGAUAAUGAAUGGGAGAACCACUCAUUUGAAUGCCUUUUUAAGUCCUUGGUUUUUGUUUUAACUUUUCUAUGGUUUUUUUAGCUUGAUUAAUGAAUGACUGUAAAUAGACGGGAUGACACUGUGGACAGGACACUUGAGAUGAAGCCAUGGGAUGUGAUUCCUUGAAAGAUGCAGUACUGCUAUAUGUACACACCCAAUUUUAAACCCCAUGUUAGUCACAUUUUGUUACGGAAGAUGCAAAUUUCUCCUUUUUUAUAAAUUAUAUUGACCCCGUCAUGAUGAUUCUACAAGGACAUCAAAACUCACAGGAAAAUAAAACUAGUGAAAGUGUUAUGUGAUGUGUAUUGUUUCAAUGCUAUAAUACUAACGCUAUAUAUGGUCCAUUUCACACUUUAGCUAAGUAAGCUAUAAUGCAUGUAUGUGUCCUGUACUUUUUCCUGUUGCCUUAUUGUGAUCUAUUUUGCCUAAUAAAUUUUAUCUUAAAACAA